AUGGCGAACCAGCUGGUGAUUCUGAACGUCUACGACAUGUAUUGGAUGAAUGAAUAUACUUCUUCCCUUGGAAUUGGAGUGUUCCAUUCGGGUAUAGAGGUGUAUGGCCGAGAAUUUGCCUAUGGUGGUCAUCCGUACCCUUUUUCUGGAAUAUUUGAAAUUUCACCAGGAAAUGCUUCUGAGCUAGGAGAGACAUUUAAAUUUAAAGAGGCUGUGGUUCUAGGCAGCACUGAUUUCAUGGAAGAUGACAUAGAAAAAAUAGUAGAAGAGCUUGGAAAAGAAUUCAAAGGAAAUGCUUAUCACCUAAUGCACAAAAACUGCAAUCACUUUUCUUCAGCUCUGUCUGAGAUUCUGUGUGGAAAAGAGAUUCCACGAUGGGUGAAUCGCCUUGCCUACUUCAGCUCUUGUAUACCAUUUCUCCAGAGCUGCCUGCCGAAGGAGUGGCUAACUCCCGCAGCCCUCCAGUCCAGCGUUAGCCAGGAGCUACAUGAUGAGCUGGAGGAAGCUGAGGAUGCCGCAGCAUCAGCUUCUUUGGCAAGCUCAGCAUGUGGGUCUAGAACUGGUCGCCACACCAAAUUAUAA
Molecule: messenger RNA, 582 nt
Organism: Indicator indicator
Lineage: Eukaryota; Metazoa; Chordata; Aves; Piciformes; Indicatoridae
Gene: DESI2
Product: desumoylating isopeptidase 2
Exons: 5
Coding region: 1-582 (193 amino acids)
Biological process (GO): protein deubiquitination
Molecular function (GO): deubiquitinase activity
Source: RefSeq, a predicted model, not a curated record